Anarrhichthys ocellatus (wolf-eel) is the source of this 5159-nucleotide messenger RNA. It is a transcript of the gene slc12a6, whose product is annotated as solute carrier family 12 member 6. Gene Ontology annotation, molecular function: potassium:chloride symporter activity. Gene Ontology annotation, biological process: chloride transmembrane transport; potassium ion homeostasis; chloride ion homeostasis. Gene Ontology annotation, cellular component: plasma membrane. The transcript has 27 exons. The coding region runs from base 637 to 4212 and encodes 1191 amino acids. Lineage: Eukaryota; Metazoa; Chordata; Actinopteri; Perciformes; Anarhichadidae. The record is from RefSeq and is a predicted model, not a curated record.
UUUUUGGACUACAGCACCAUCGUUUUUUCGUCACCACGCAUGCGCUAGCUGUAGGAACUACGGCAAGCGAAAUAGGACUAGCCAGGCGCCCUUCGCAUGUUGUUUUUUUUUGUUGGAUACAAAAAAGAAAAGUGCCGAUAAAACCUGGGAGAGGAGCCAAAAUCUUCCCAGAUGUAACUGAAAAACAGCCGUAUGGUGGAGGCCUUUCUUUACGGGAAACUUGAGCCAGAAAGACAUUUAGAGAGAAAGACUGCUGUCCGGUCCAUGGUCCGAGACGUAGCGCAUGAAGCAAAGACGCACUAUUUUAAGUGAAAAUACACUACGUAAUCACACGUUUAUAGUGGAGGAAUUUGUACUUGUGUGUCUACUUUUCAACCGGGAUCAGAAAGACUCUCGUGGGCCUGUUGCCGACUUUUCCUUCACAUGCCUGCUGGCAGCCGACCGCUUUGCUUCAAUGGAGAAUCACAGUUGCAAGAGGAGGAAUUGUAGAGGCCGCCGGUACCUCAGCACCACCUGGGAGAUAGCCUAGCUCAGCUCAGCACCACUAGCUACUCCGUGUCCCCCCCCCCCCCCCCCACACACACACACACACACAACACACCUCCCUUUUACUCCCCCCAAAAAAGUGAGUUUGCAAUGGCAUCGGUGCGCUUCACGGUGACGCCCACCAAGGCGGAGGACCUCCCGGGGCUGUCCGACAUGUCGCCCGACAUCAGUUCGCGCUCCGGCGCCCGUGUGCGCUUCGGCUCCAGGGAGAGCGUCAACCGGAGCGACCCGCUCAGCGAGGCCACGGCGGGGGAGGCCGAGACGCCGGACCACAGCAACGCGGACCAAGGUGAUGGAAACUCAAAGAUCUCCAGCGUGUACAUCAACAACACUCACGGGGGGGAUGACGACGACUUCUACGACAGGAACUUGGCCUUAUUUGAGGAGGAGAUGGACACCCGGCCGAAGGUGUCGUCUCUGCUCAACCGUCUGGCCAACUACACCAACCUGACGCAGGGGGCCAAGGAGCACGAGGAGGCCGAGAGCAUCGGCGAGAAGAAGAAAGCCAACAAGUCUCCUCAGAUGGGGACGUUUAUGGGCGUGUACCUGCCUUGCCUCCAGAACAUCUUCGGCGUCAUCCUGUUCCUGCGGUUGACCUGGGUGGUGGGGAGCGCUGGUGUGCUGCAGGGCCUCUGCAUCGUCUUCAUAUGCUGCUGCUGUACGCUGUUGACCGCGAUAUCGAUGAGUGCGAUCGCCACUAACGGAGUCGUACCAGCGGGAGGUGCCUACUUCAUGAUCAGUCGCUCUCUGGGUCCAGAGUUUGGGGGGGCGGUGGGCCUGUGCUUCUACCUGGGCACCACCUUCGCUGGCGCCAUGUACAUCCUGGGAGCCAUCGAGAUCCUUCUGAUGUACAUCGCACCUAAGGCGGCCAUUUUUGAGUCCAAGCACCCUGAAGGCGAAGGUGCGGCCAUGUUGAACAACAUGCGGGUCUACGGCUCCAUCUGCCUCCUCCUGAUGUCCCUGCUGGUCUUCGUGGGCGUGAAGUACGUCAACAAACUGGCCUCCAUCUUCCUGGCCUGCGUCAUCGUCUCCAUCGUCUCCAUCUACGUCGGCGCGCUGGUCUCCGCCUUCAAACCGCCGCAUUUCCCCGUGUGCAUGCUGGGAAACAGAACUAUCAGCGGACAUGAAGUCGACAACGACCAAUGUUCCAAAACCCUCCCGCUGAAGAUUAAAGAGGAGGAAGUCGACAACUUCACAAUAUUUAAUGAAAACAGCACCAUGGUCCCGACGUUUGACCCCAGCCUGGACCCCCCUCUGCUGGAGAAGACCACAUAUCUGUGGAAGCAGUUUUGCCAGGGACCCGAAAUCAACUCCUCCUGUGACGAGUACUUCCUCUCCAACAACUUCUCCCAGAUCGAAGGGAUCCCCGGUCUGGCCAGCGGGGUCAUUUCAGAGAACCUGUGGAGCUCCUACCUCAGCAGAGGGGACGUGCUGGAGAAAGGCUCUGUCAGCUCCUCUCCCGACGCUCACCCGGCCUCGACUCACCAGCCCUACGUGUUCGCCGACAUCACCACCUCCUUCACGCUGCUGGUGGGCAUCUUCUUCCCCUCUGUCACAGGAAUCAUGGCUGGUUCCAACCGGUCGGGGGAUCUGAAAGACGCCCAGCGCUCGAUCCCCAUCGGGACCAUUCUCGCCAUCCUCACCACCUCCAUCGUCUACCUGACCAGCGUGAUCUUGUUUGGAGCCUGCAUCGACGGGGUGGUCCUCAGAGACAAGUUUGGAGACUCCGUUAAAGGGAACCUGGUGGUGGGGACUCUGGCCUGGCCGACUCCCUGGAUCAUUGUGAUUGGCUCGUUCUUCUCGACGUGUGGCGCGGGCCUCCAGUCGCUGACUGGCGCUCCUCGGCUCCUGCAAGCCAUCGCGAAGGACAACAUCAUCCCCUUCCUCCGGGUGUUUGGCCAUGGGAAGGCUAACGGGGAGCCCACCUGGGCCCUGCUGCUGACAGCCCUGAUAGCCGAGCUGGGGAUCCUCAUCGCCUCUCUGGACCUGGUGGCUCCCAUCCUAACAAUGUUCUUCCUGAUGUGUUAUCUGUUUGUGAACCUGGCCUGUGGCCUCCAGACUCUCCUGAGGACUCCCAACUGGAGGCCGCGUUUCUCCUAUUACCACUGGACCUUGUCGUUUUUGGGGAUGACUAUCUGCCUGGCGCUCAUGUUCAUAUCCUCCUGGUACUACGCAAUCGUUGCCAUGGUGAUCGCCGGCAUGAUCUACAAGUACAUUGAGUACCACGGAGCGGAGAAGGAGUGGGGGGAUGGGAUCCGCGGUCUCUCGCUCAGCGCUGCCCGAUAUGCUCUCCUGAGGUUGGAGGAGGGACCGCCGCACACCAAGAACUGGAGGCCUCAGGUGUUGGUCUUGCUAAAACUGGACGAGGACGCCCACGUCAAGUCUCCUCGCCUGCUGACGUUCGCCAGCCAGCUGAAGGCGGGGAAAGGCCUGACCAUCGUCGGCACCGUCGUCUCCGGCAACUUCCUGCAGAGCUACGGCGAGGCCCUCGCCGCCGAGCAGACUCUGAAGCACCUGAUGGAUAAGGAGCGUGUGAAGGGCUUCUGUCAGUGCAUCGUGGCCCAGAAGCCACGUGAAGGCAUCAGCCACAUGAUCCAGUCCAGCGGCCUGGGAGGCAUGAAGCCCAACACCGUUGUGAUGGGCUGGCCUCACGCCUGGAGGCAAAGCGAGGACCCACAGGCCUGGAAGACCUUCAUCAACACGGUGCGGGUGACAACGGCGGCCCACUUGGCCCUGCUGGUGCCCAAAAACAUCUCCCUCUUCCCCAGCAACAGCGAGCCCUGCGCAGAGGGCUACAUCGACGUCUGGUGGAUCGUCCACGAUGGGGGGAUGCUAAUGCUGCUGCCCUUCCUGCUGCGCCAACACAAGGUGUGGCGUAAGUGUGGCAUGCGGAUCUUCACGGUGGCCCAGAUGGAGGAUAACUCCAUCCAGAUGAAGAAGGAUCUGGCAACCUUCCUCUAUCACCUCCGCAUUGAGGCCGAGGUGGAAGUGGUUGAGAUGCACGACAGCGACAUCAGUGCGUACACCUACGAGAGGACCCUGAUGAUGGAGCAGAGGUCUCAGAUGCUCCGACAGAUGCGACUGUCGAAAUCGGACCGGGAAAAAGAGGGAAAUCCUGGUAGCGGCAGCAGUAGGACAGAGGCAGGUGGAGCUACAAGGUCUCAGGCUCAGCUGGUGAAAGACCGUAACUCCAUGCUGCGGCUGACGAGCAUCGGAUCCGACGAUGAAGACGACACGGACGGUGGGGAGCGAGACAGGCCGACGAACGCAGCCACCGGCGGCGGUGGUGGUGGCGGAGGCGGUGGUGGCAGCGGCGGCACCACCGAGCACCACCGGCGAGUCCAGAUGACCUGGACCAAAGAGAAGUCGUCGCAAUACAGAGCCAUGCACUCUGGCUGCUCCACGCCGGAGGGCUUCAGGGACAUGCUCAGCAUGCGGCCGGACCACUCCAACGUCAGGCGGAUGCACACCGCUGUCAAGCUCAACGAGGUCAUCGUCAAUAAAUCCCAUGAUGCACGGCUCGUCCUGCUCAACAUGCCGGGACCCCCCAGGAACACGGACGGAGACGAGAACUACAUGGAGUUCCUCGAGGUCCUGACGGAGGGAUUGGAGCGCGUCCUGUUGGUGAGGGGGGGAGGAAGUGAAGUCAUCACCAUCUACUCCUGAUUGGACAAAAAACGCAGGAAGCCGGCAUUUGAAGACGCAGCCGAUCGUGCAGAAGUGAGCGAAAGGGGGAGACGUUUUUUGGGGGGGAGGCCCCGUGAGCUCUGGGGCCAAACGGAGAGGCUGUCACGCUCGACACCUCCCCCCCCCCCCUCUUUUUCUUUCUUUUUUUCAUCUUUACACCUUUCUGUCAUGACACUUCCACUUACGUCAAGCUACAGAAAUGCCAACACAAUUCCACGAACGAGCAAAAAAAUAAAUACGAGUGAUCAGCUGUGUGUGUGUGUGUGUGUGUGUGUGUGCGCGCGUGUGAGAAAGUCAUCCACCUGAGGGAGGGUUGGUUUGCUGGAGAAGGACCAGGGUCUGUGUUUGGGCCGGUGGACCAGUGAAUGUGACGAAAUAUUAAAAACGUAGAGUGCGAGAGGCUGUGAGGCGUCCCACAAACGGAGCAGUCAUUCCACUGACGAGACUCAGGGUUGCUUUUUGUACAGAAUGUAUUUUGGAAGAAGAUGCGAGUGUCUGGACGGAGUGCGUUUUUGUUUUUCUCCUUGAAGACACGGUGACGUUUAUUACAAUAUUACAUAAAUAACUGGAGAAGUAACAUCAAAGGAAGGGAGGAGCCUCUAGUUUUAAACCUGCUGACUGGUUCAUUUAAAGAAAAUCUGUGUGGUUUUUGUAGCGGGUCCGUACUGUAAUGUAUCAUGACAAUUUUUGCCUCUUUGUUUUAAUUUGAUUAAGUUGAGACUCGACUGUUAGAAUGGUUUGUUGGUCAAAACUUGCUGCUUUUUAUCACAAUCUGUCGUCUUGUACGGAGGCCCAUUACGACCAGGAAAAGGUAGAAAGAAACUGCUAAAAUGAAUAGUUACAAAGGCAAAAUUAUUAGAUAAAGAAAUCAAUUUUUUAACUUACGAAGUGAUAAUUAUGUCACUUCGUCAGUGACGAAUUCAAGU